AGUUUUAUUGUUGCUAUAUCCGUGAUACACUUCCGGCCGAAACACCCCUCAAAUAAUUUGAUCAAAGCUGUAAUCUUUAAAACUUGUUUUUGGAGGAUAAAAAAACGGAGCCAAUCAAAAUUUCCAAUUGCAACAAUUCAGUAAUGGCUGACAAGAAUCCUUCACAAUCGACUAACGACAACAACAACAACAAGGAUUCAACAAAAACAAAAGUGACGGAUGUGGAUACAGACUCACUGGUUCAAUGCACGAGUUACCUCACUCGUCAUGACAUGAUCAAUUUAUCCCUUUCCUCCAAAUUCUUCAAUCACCUUCUUUUGACCUCCGAUUCCAUCUGGCAACGCCUCUUCAGGGAGCGGUGGCCGAAUGUCCAACCAUAUAUCAGUUCCCAAACCUUAGGUGUAAGAGAAGCAUAUUUAGCACGAUACAAUGCUCUGCAACAGUUUAAGUUUGUUGACCCUCUAGUUUGUAACUUACACACUGAUGAAAGAUGCAGUGAUCUCUUACUUUGCAAGAAUUCUAUAUUUUCUUCUCAGGGUCCAUACAUAAAGAUUUUAAGUAUUGAUAAACUUUUAGAAGGAGAUGAUUGUUUGGUCUCACUUAAUGAUCGUCGUGCGAGAAUUACCAGCAUGAGAUUGUAUCCUCUGAAAGAAACAUCGUUAUUUCGAAACGAGGCACAAAUAAAUGAUAAUGUUUUAGUCACCUCAAGCUCUGAUCACUCUAUUCGACUAUGGUGGAAGGGACGUCGUCAGCGAUGUUUCAGAGGUCAUAAUGGUCCUGUUACUAUACUUUCUGAUAAGUUGCUGGGUGAUGGCAGUGGAAAAGUUUUUGCAAGUGGAGGUGAAGACAGUACAGUCCGCCUUUGGUCACUGAGCUCAAGUGGAAAGCGUGGUCAGCAUGCUUUGAAAGCCACACUUUAUGGGCACGAGAAACCUAUAGUACUGAUGUCUGUUACCGGGCAUAAGGCUUCACUUAUAGUAAGCAUGUCAAAAGAUUCCAAGGUUAGGGUAUGGGAUGCCUCAAUAUCAUCAUCUGAUCAUAAUUCUAGCUGUGUGGGCAUGACUUCUGUCCCUGGCGUGCCAGUGGGCAUGAAGUGCCAUGAUUCGUUACUCUAUAUAGCUGCUGGUUCUUCCAUUGAAGCAGUUGACUUGAGGACAAUGAGAACAGCUUUUAGAACAUCAACAAUCGAAGGAAGAUUGUAUUCACUUGAUGUUAUGCCCUCUAAAUUUUUAGCGUGUGCUGGUGGACUUGGCAGAGCCAUGCUUUGGGACAUAAGGAAAGCUACAGGGACCGGGGAAGCCAUCCCAAUGGCUGUACUGGAUGAACAUAUAGGUCCAGUUACACACUUGCACAUGGAUCCGUACAAAAUUGUCACUGGAGGUCCUAAAGACCCUCACAUUAAUAUCUGGGAGACCAACACUGGGGAUCAAACAAACUCCCUGAUUUGCUCAGGCUCAGGCUCUGGAUGUUCUUCAAUGGCUGUUGAUGGUUUCCGAAUCGUCACUUCUGCUCACAAUCAAGAAUUUGAUGUUAUACGUUAUAGUGAUUUUAACACUGCUGUCUGUUCUGGCUCAUUAAAGGAUGAAGUAAUUGGUUCAAAAUUUUGGCACUCAUCCACUUCUGAUGACACUGAUGAAGCCAAUGGAUAAUUUUUCUUUCUUUGAUGUAAAGAUAUAGCACCUAAAUUUAAGAGUUUCAGAGUUGUAGUAUAUCUAUAUUGUGUCGAGAUGUUUUAGUCCUACGAAACAGAAGAAAACUUGUCUUGACAAGGAGAAAACUGUAGUUUUCUAAGCCUCGAGUCCAUAUAUAUAGUGUAACACAAAUCAAGAAUCAUAAUGCUAAAAAGUUUAGAUUA
Erigeron canadensis is the source of this 1855-nucleotide messenger RNA. RefSeq lists its product as uncharacterized. The record is from RefSeq and is a predicted model, not a curated record. Gene Ontology annotation, molecular function: protein binding. Bases 144 to 1649 code for a protein of 501 amino acids. Lineage: Eukaryota; Viridiplantae; Streptophyta; Magnoliopsida; Asterales; Asteraceae. The transcript is spliced from 8 exons.